Hippoglossus stenolepis (Pacific halibut) is the source of this 3191-nucleotide messenger RNA. RefSeq names its product pannexin-1. The coding region runs from base 250 to 1413 and encodes 387 amino acids. The record is from RefSeq and is a predicted model, not a curated record. NCBI's taxonomy places the organism in Eukaryota, Metazoa, Chordata, Actinopteri, Pleuronectiformes, Pleuronectidae. The transcript is spliced from 6 exons. Gene Ontology annotation, biological process: positive regulation of interleukin-1 production; monoatomic cation transport. Gene Ontology annotation, molecular function: channel activity.
AACGGCCCCGCAGCGCCCCCUGGUGGCCGGCAGGCAGCCAGCCGUGUGAUGAGGGGGCUCCAGUUACGGGACAGCAGCCGGUCUCUGGUGAUGAAUGGAGACCUGUGAACAAUAACACCUCGGUGGUUCAGACGUUAUUCGCAUUGCUCCACACCAGAGGGGGAACUCUUCCAUCAGUUCGCCUCAGGCUCGCAGGAAAGAAACCGACUCCUGCAUUAGUUACGCCGGCGGUUUGUGUUCCUCUCCGUCAUGGCGAUUGCCCACGUAGCGACGGAGUACAUGUUCUCCGACUUUUUGCUGAAGGACCAGUCCACGGAGGCCAAGUACAAGGGGCUGCGUGCGGAGCUGGCGGUGGACAAAAUAGUGACGGUGCUGGUGGUGGGGCUGCCUCUGUUCCUCAUCUCGCUCGCCUUCGCUCAGGAGGUGUCAGUGGGUACACAGAUCAGCUGCUUCGCUCCCACUAACUUCUCCUGGAGACAGGCCGCAUACGUGGACUCUUUCUGUUGGGCUGCAGUGCAGCAACAGGCUGACAGUUCUCCACUAUGGCUGCACAAGUUCUUUCCAUACAUCCUGCUCUUACUGGCCAUCCUCAUGUACAUCCCAGCCCUGUUUUGGCGUUUCACUGCGGCUCCGCACCUCUCCUCUGACCUCAACUUCAUCAUGGAGGAGCUCGAUCGCUUUUACAACCGUGCCAUCAGACUGGCAAAGAAUCUGGCUUCCAGCAAGGAAGUGCAAGAGGACAACCAGAGUGCUUUGGAUGUGACUGAGGCCUGCUUCAAGUACCCUUUGGUGGAGCAGUAUCUGAAGACCAAGCGCUUCUCUCACUGCCUUGUGGUGAAGUACCUGGUCUGCCGGGGCCUGACCCUGCUGAUCCUCCUGAUGGCCUGCCUUUACCUCGGCUACUACAUCCAACUGGCCUCCUUAACCGACGAGUUCUCCUGUGACCUGCGGACAGGAAUCCUGAAGAACAACAGCAUGGUGCCGGCCGCUGUCCAGUGCAAGCUCGUAGCAGUGGGCGUCUUCAGACUGCUCAGCUACAUCAACCUGGUGGUGUACGUGCUUCUCGCUCCGCUGGUGGUGUACGCUGCUCUGGGCCCGGCACGCCAGAGCUCCGACUUCCUCCGGCCUUAUGAGAUUCUGCCUGGGUUUGGUGCUUUGGGUGUGGUCACGCCAUUCUAUAACGACCUCAGUAUCUAUCUGCUGUUCCUGCAGGAGAACCUGAGUGAACUCAAAUCCUUUAAGUGUCUGCAGGUGCUAGAGUUAUUGCAAGAGGCAGGUGAGGAGGGGUUUGACUCCAUGUGCCUGCUGAGAACUCUGGGUCAGGUGAAGUCUGACGUUUUAGACAGUAAGAGGACGUGCGAAAAGACGUGUGCACGCAAGGACACCAAGAACACUACUAAGGCUGAAGCAUGAUUCUGAAGUAACUGACGCGAUGAGGAUGAGCCCUGCCUCGAUGGAAAAGAAGAAGCGGGAGUUAAACUUGUGCACUUACUUUAAUCUGAACUGCUGGUGGUGUUUUAACCUACAAAAGUGUAAUCCACAUGAAGAAACACAUUUUGUAGUUUUGGCCAAGAGACCUUACUUUUACCUCUUAGAUGUCGUAUUUUUUAUAGUUAUGAAUAGUCCUGAUGACAAGUUACUCAGGUCUGAGAUAACCCUUUUUUCUGAAACGAAAUUCCUGGGUUUUAAUGUUUGUCUUUGCUAUAUGUUACCUUUCUCAGGAUCUGAAAUUCCUUCCAGUCAUUAUAUACAGUAAAAGCCAUUUUCCUUGGAAAUAAUUUUCCAGCUGCAAAAGCCUUCUUCCUGGGCUUUAUGGUAAAAUUUGACUGCUGGUGGUGCUUUAACCUACAUAAGUGUAAUCCAUAGGAAAAAACCCAUUUAGUAGUUUUGGCAAACAGACGUUUCUUUUAUCUGUGUCGUAUUUUUUAAUAUAUGUGAAUGUGUUAUGGACCCGGGAAGCCUUGCAGUACAAAGAAUCCAGUGACCCAAAAAUGGACAUCGCAGGCAUCCAGGUACGAACAGGCAGGAAGUGAAACAUCUUCUCCGCAGUUGCCAAAAGGCAAUUGUUGACCGCGUAGCCACGGCCAUCAACAACACCAGCUGAAGAAAAUUACCUUCCUAAGAGCCGGAGAAAAACCCUACCCACAACCUGGAUUGACGGCGGGCCUCCUCACCACAGCCAAUGACUGGUGUAUGGAAGUGGACCUGGGCAAACAACUUAAGUUUCCAGCUGGUAUAACACCAUCACGGCUGCGGCCAGACACUAGCUGUGUCUCAAUUCAGGGGCCACAUCCUUCGGAGGACCCGGCUGAUUUCAGCUGCAUGCUUCAUCGGCCUCGUAGACCGCGUCGGCCGAACCGAAAUGAGACGGUCUGGUCUUCUUUAAGCCUCUGAAGGAUGCGGCCCUCGAAUUGAGACACAGCUAUGAUCAUUGUUUCAGACCCCACCAAGCAACUGAUCAUGCUGGAACUAACAGUGCCCUGGGAAGAGCUUUUGGAGGAGGCCCAUGAGAGGAAGCGUGCCAAGUACGAGGAGCCGGUGGGUACGUGUGGAAGGAAAGGCUGGUGAACCUGUGGAGGUGGGCUGCCAGGGUUUUGCAGGGCAUUCACUCUGCUGGGCAAGACAGGGAAGGAGAAAAGGAGAGCCAUAAAAUCUGUAACCAAGCUGGGGUCUGAUCCAGCCUGGCUGGGUCGCCAAGGAGGGGUGUGUAUGAUGUUGAAAAACCCGAUGACCCCAGGUAACAUCUCUGACGAUGUGUCCCAGUGCAUUCACUACAUGUAUCUUUCACCUGAAUAGUUCAGAGGACAAGUUACUCAGGUCUGAGGCAACCCUUUUUUUUCUGAAAGGAAAUUCUUUGCUGUUGCUGGUGUUGUUUUAACCUACAAGUGGAAUCCAUGGGAAAAAAACGUAUUUUAAAUUUAGUAGUUUUGGCCAACAGACGUUAAUAAAAUUAGAAAAGUUUCCGAGCACUUGGUUUACGUGUGUUUAUAGUUUAGGAGGAAAAUAAAAACCUGUAAUGACUGGUGAACUUUGAUCCAUCCAAAGUAGCCUUACAAAUUGGUAGAAGCACUGGAGAGCAUUUGUUUGGACUGUGAUUAUUUAUGUGUAAAUGUGACGUGAACAAUAGCGGUUACUGACCCUGUUGUAUAAGGGUCCAUAUACAAAUAAAGAAUGUUUUUUUUCCAAUUAAA